Molecule: messenger RNA, 3446 nt
Organism: Melospiza melodia melodia
Lineage: Eukaryota; Metazoa; Chordata; Aves; Passeriformes; Passerellidae
Gene: CACNB1
Product: calcium voltage-gated channel auxiliary subunit beta 1
Exons: 13
Coding region: 73-1638 (521 amino acids)
Biological process (GO): calcium ion transmembrane transport
Cellular component (GO): voltage-gated calcium channel complex
Molecular function (GO): protein binding; voltage-gated calcium channel activity
Source: RefSeq, a predicted model, not a curated record
AAAAAAAACCCCCCCAAAAAAAUAAUUCCCCCCCAAAAAAUAAAAAUUAAUCGAGGCCAGCGCGGCGCUCCCAUGGUGCGGGAAGGCGGCAUGGCCCGGACCCCUUACAGCUCCACGCAGGACAUCCAGAUGGACGUCUUGGACAACGCCGCCCUCCAGGGCAAGUACAGCAGGCGCAAGAGCCGCUUCAAGCGCUCGGACGGCAGCACCUCCUCGGACACCACCUCCAACAGCUUCGUGCGGCAGGGCUCGGCCGAGUCCUACACCAGCCGCCCCUCGGACUCGGAUGUGUCGCUGGAGGAGGACAGGGAGGCGCUGCGCAGGGAGGCCGAGCGCCAGGCCAUGGCCCAGCUGGAGAAAGCCAAGACCAAGCCGGUGGCGUUCGCCGUGCGCACCAACGUGGGCUACAACCCCUCGGCCGGGGACGACGUGCCCGUGCAGGGCAUGGCCAUCUGCUUCGAGCCCAAGGACUUCCUGCACAUCAAGGAGAAAUACAACAACGACUGGUGGAUCGGGCGGCUGGUGAAGGAGGGCUGCGAGGUUGGCUUCAUCCCCAGCCCCGUCAAGCUGGAGAACAUGAGGCUGCUGCAGGAGCAGAAGAUGAGGCAGAGCCGCCUGAGCUCCAGCAAAUCGGGUGACAACUCCAGCUCCAGCCUGGGCGAUGUGGUGACAGGGACACGCCGCCCCACGCCCCCCGCCAGCGGUGGCCUGGACAUGGCCAGCUUUGCCUUUGAGGCCGAUGAGUUAGAGGAGGAGGAGGAGGAGGCCCUGGAGGCGCAGCGCUCCCCUAAGAGUAGCGUGAGCAGUGUCACCACCCCCCCCGCCCACAGCAAGCGCAUCCCCUUCUUUAGGAAGACCGAGCACGUGCCCCCGUACGACGUGGUGCCCUCCAUGCGCCCCAUCAUCCUCGUGGGGCCCUCCCUGAAGGGCUACGAGGUGACGGACAUGAUGCAGAAGGCGCUGUUCGACUUCCUGAAGCAUCGCUUCGACGGCCGGAUCUCCAUCACGCGGGUCACAGCCGACAUCUCCCUGGCCAAGCGCUCCGUGCUCAACAACCCCAGCAAGCACACCAUCAUCGAGCGCUCCAGCACCCGCUCCAGCCUGGCCGAGGUGCAGAGCGAGACCGAGCGCAUUUUCGAGCUGGCGCGGACGCUGCAGUUGGUGGCCCUGGACGCCGACACCAUCAACCACCCGGCGCAGCUGGCCAAGACCUCGCUGGCGCCCAUCAUCGUCUACAUCAAAAUCACCUCCCCCAAGGUGCUGCAGAGGUUGGUCAAGUCCAGGGGGAAGUCCCAGGCCAAGCACCUCAACGUGCAGAUGGUGGCCUCGGACAAGCUGGCACAGUGCCCACCUGAGAUGUUCGACAUCGUUCUGGACGAGAACCAGCUGGAGGAGGCGUGCGAGCACCUGGCCGAGUACCUGGAGGCCUACUGGAAGGCCACGCACCCGCCCAGCAGCAACCCCCCGAACCCGCUGCUGAGCCGCACCAUGGCCACGGCCGCGCUGGCCGCCAGCCCCGCGCCCGUCUCCAACCUCCAGGUACAGGUGCUCACCUCCCUGCGCAGGAACCUCAACCUCUGGGGCCGCCAGGCCACCCCCAGCCCCCCCGGAGCCCCCCUGGAGGAGCACGCGCUGUGAGGCGGCGGCAGGGACGCUGGGGACAUCGGGGACAGCGGGGUGCGGGACAGCGGGGACACCCCGGAGGCAUCGGGAGAUCCCUGGGAUUGGGGACAGCCUGGGGAGUGACAGUCCCCCGCAGGUGUGGGGUUGUCCCUGGGGUCACCUGUCCUGGGAUCAAGGUCACCUCAGGGGACUGUGGUCCUCUCCAGGCGUGGGAUUGUCCCUGAGGUCACCUGUCCUGGGAUCGGGGACAGCACAGGGAGUCACAGCCUCCCCAGAGGUGUGGGAUUGUCCCUGGAGUCACCUGGGAUCAGGGUGACUCCAUGGGACUAUGGCCCUUUCCCAGAUGUGGGAUUCUCCCUGGGGUCACCUGUCCUGGGAUCCUAGUCACCUCAGGGGACUGUGGUCCUCUGCAGGUGUGGGAUUGUCCCUGGGGUCACCUGGGAUCAGGGUGACUCCAUGGGACUAUGGCCCUUUCCCAGGUGUGGGAUUGUCCCUGAGGGUCACACGUCCUGGGAUCAAGGUCACUUCAGGAGAAUGUGGGCCCCCACAACUGUGGGAUUGUCCCUGAGGUCACCUGGGAUCAGGGUGACUCCAUGGGACUGUGGCCCUCCCCAGGUGUGGGAUUGUCCCUGGGGUCACCUGUCCUGGGAUCAGGGUCACCUCAGGAGACUGUGGUCCUCCCCAGGUGUGGGAUUGUCCCUGGUUCUGGGAUUAGGGUGACCUCAGGGGAAUGUGACCAUUUCCAGGUGUGGGAUUGUCCCUGAGGUCACCUGUCCUGGGAUCAAGGUCACCUCAGGGAAAUGUGGCCCCCCACAACUGUGGGAUUGUCCCUGGGGUCACCUGUCCUGGGAUCAGGGUGACUCCAUGGGACUCCCAGGUGUGGGGUUGUCCCUGAUCCUGGGAUCAGGGUGACCUCAGGGGACUGUGGCCCUUUCCAGGUGUGGGACCAUCCCUGGGGUCACCUGUCCUGGGAUCAGGGCAAUGUGGCCCCCCACAGCUGUGGGAUUGUCCCUGGGGUCACCUGUCCUGGGGUCAGGCUCUCCACCCUGGCAUUGGGGCCACCCCAGGGUUUAGGGUCACCCCAUGGGACCCCAAGGUGUGGGGUCACCUGCCCUGGGGACCCUGGGAUGUGGCAGCCCAUGGCAUUGGGGUCCCCAUGGGGAAGCAGAGCCCCCCAGGAGUGGGACCAGCCCUGGGAUUGUUCCUUUGGGAACCUGUGCCCACCCAGGGGUACUGCAGGGGCUGUUCUGGGAUUGGGGUCACCCCAGGGAGCUGCUCCCGUUCCUGGAUGGAUUGGGGCCAUCCUGGGCAUCUCUCCCUGCCUGGGAUCGCUGCCAGCCCCACAUCUGGGGUCUGCUGGGAAUCUGUGUCUCCUCCUGGAGCUGCCCAGGGCAUUGGGAUCCCCCAGGAUCUGCCCCUUUCGAGACCCACCCUGUGCCUUCCUGGGGCUGCCAGACCCCAUUCCCACACCUCUGGCUGGGGGUGACAGUUUGGGGGUGUCCUGGGUGGGUUGGCUGGGGGGCACAGCCCCAUCCCAGGGCUGGGGACAGAGAGGGGACAGAGAGGGGACACGUGUCCUGUGUUUUGUGUCGCUAAAUCUCCCAGCGCGCCUGCCUUGCUGGUGCCGCUCCCCCUCCCCAUCCCCAGCCCCGCUGCCACCGUGUCACCCACCAGAGGCUGGCCACGAGCGUGUGUCCCCCCACUAACCCCGCACUAACCCCCGUCCCGUCCGUCCCCGCAUGGUGUGCUCGCUUCUCGCACCCAGGCUCCGCACCCGGAGGGGGAGCACGGCCGCCCCCGGCAGGAGUCGGGGGGCCGCGGGC